Closterium sp. NIES-65 is the source of this 2529-nucleotide messenger RNA. NCBI's taxonomy places the organism in Eukaryota, Viridiplantae, Streptophyta, Zygnematophyceae, Desmidiales, Closteriaceae. The record is from the annotation of a GenBank genome assembly.
AUGGCCAUUCACAGCGGCGUUCUCCAGUCCCUCGCUCGUUCCCUGUAUCCCGUCGCCAGUGUCCAUCCAGCGCUCAUCUCAGCCGUCCAUUCUGCAGCAGCAGCACUCUUAGCCGUUUCUGGAUCCGCGUUGGCACAGGAAUCGUCUCGCGUGCUCUCGUCUUCUUCCCGCCAGUUUGAGAAUUCAAAUUCCUCAAAUCCCUCCACAGCAGCCGCCAAAUCUUUGAACUCGUCCCUCCCUCACUCCCCUUCCCCUCAUUCCCUGUCACCUCACUCCUCCCCUCACUCCGUCCGUCCGUUUUCCACGAGCACCGCGGCACCACCAUCGUCCCCGUUUGCACGCCCCCCGCAUCAGCCAUUACCGCAGCACAAAGACCUCCUCCAGCUGCCGCCUCCCCCUCCUGUGCCGCAAAGGCGGGUCGUUGUCACAGGUGAUUUGGUGGUGACCAGGACGCGGGCCUGCCCGCCCCAGAUGCCACCUCCCCUUCCCGUGCCGCAACUGCGGGUCGCUGUCACAAGCAUUGGCAUGGUGACGCCUCUCGGCAUGGGCGCCACUGCCACGUGGCAGCGCCUGAUUGGUGGAGACAGCGCCAUCCGCGCCCUGACCCCAUCGGACAUAGCCGUUCCUGGCAUGACAGACAGCCUCGCCGCUGCUCUGCUCUCCCAGCUGCCUUCUCUCCCAUCUCACAUGCCCUGUGUUGUGCCUCCUCCUUUUGAGACGUCUGCUCUCCCCUCUCUCUGCGCUCCCCUCUCUCCCCUCUCUUCCCCCUCCCCUUCUCUCCACGCCCCCUUCCCGCCCCUCCCCCUCCCCUCGCCAGGCAUUGGCAUGGUCACCCCUCUUGGCGUCGGCUCCGCUGCCACGUGGCAGCGCCUGAUUGGUGGAAACAGCGCCAUCCGCGCCCUGACCCCAUCGGACAUAGCCAUUCCCGGCAUGACAGACAGCCUCGCCGCUGCUCUGCUCUCCCAACUCCCCUCUCGCAUUGCCGGCGUUGUCCCUCCUGUUCCUCCUGCCCCUCCUGCACCACCUGUUGCUGCUAAUGACCGUCCCGACAGUCCUUCUGCUGCUCAUGCUGGGGUGGAAGGAGACAAAUCAGGUCUCGAGGGCAUGCCUCGGUUUGUGCAGCAUGCAAUAAGAGCGGCUGAUGAGGCCAUGAUGGAUGCCCGGUGGAUGCCGGAGGAGGAGGAGGAUCGCGUGAGAACGGGAGUGUGUGUGGGGGGAGGCAUCGGGAGCAUCAGCGAGGUGGCAGCAGCAGGCCACCUUCUUUUUGAGCAGAAGCCCAGGCGCAUCUCGCCGCACUUCGUGCCACGGAUUCUCAUCAACAUGGCCGCAGGGCACAUCAGCAUUCGCCACCGCCUCAAGGGCCCCAAUCAUGCCUCAGUGACAGCAUGUGCCUCGUCAGCGCAUGCCAUCGCAGACGCCUUCCGAUUGGUCCGCUGUGGGGCUGCUGACGUCAUCGUGGCGGGCGGCACAGAGGCGUGCGUCGACGCGCUUUCCCUCGCUGGCUUCUCACGGUGGGUGGCGGGGGCAGCGUGCACCGACGCCCUCUUCCUCGCUGGCUUCUCCCGGUGGGUAAUGUGCCUUGCGGGAUGUAUGGUGGGCAUGGGGGGGACGGCUGCUGACGUCAUCGUGGCGGGUGGCACAGAGGCCUGCAUCGAUGCCCUCUCCCUCGCUGGCUUUUCGUGGGUAAUGUGCCUUGCGGGAUGUAUGGUGGGCAUGGGGGGGACAGCUGCUGACGUCAUCGUGGCGGGUGGCACAGAGGCCUGCAUCGACGCCCUCUCCCUCGCUGGCUUCUCACGAAUGGCAGAGGGAGCAGGCGUGUUGGUGCUUGAGGACCUAGACCAUGCGGUGCAGCGCGGUGCAAAGGUGUACGCAGAGGUUCGAGGAGCCGGCAGUUCAGCAGACGCCUUUCACAUCACACAGCCGUCUCCCCUGGCCACUGGUGCAGUUCUGUGCAUGCGAGCUGCUCUCAAGGAGGCUGGUCUGCAACCAUCCGAUAUAGGGUACCUCAAUGCCCAUGCCACCUCCACUCCCCUUGGCGAUGAGAUAGAAGCUCUGGCCCUCAAGGCUGUCUUCGACCAGCACUUGCUCUCAGGAGACCUCUCUUUUAACCCUCGCGAUGAGAUAGAAGCACUGGCGCUAAAGGCUGUAUUUGACCAGCAUGUGCUCUCAGGAGACCUUUCUUUCUCCUCCAGCAAGGGAGCGAUGGGUCAUCUGUUGGGAGCUGCAGGGGCAGUGGAGGCAGCUGUUGCUGUGAUGGCUCUGCACCAUGUGAGUGGCACUGUGCUUGAACCAUCUGCAUUGGCAGUGGAGGCAGCUGUUGCUGUCAUGGCUCUGCACCAUGUGAGUGGCACUGUGCUUGAACCAUUCAGCUCAAGUGUCAACUUUCCGCGCUCCCCUUUCUUCCCCACUUUCCCAAUUCCUUCCCUCCCUUCUCUCUCUCAACCAUUACAGGGCGUCGUGCCGCCCAAUGUCAACCUCAUCAAACCGGACCCUUCCAUUUCUCCCUUCCUUCCAAUCACGCUCCUCUAA